AUGGACUCGGGUAAUUUCCAUCUUUUCCUUUCCAACUUCCAAAUGACAACCUUGGAUAAAAUGCUAAAGACAGUACUCGUACUGCAAUUGAUAAUACUUCAGCGGGUAUCAGCAGCUUCGUCAACAAAAGAGCAGCAGCAGCAGCAGCAUUCAGGUCUUUCGGGUCAAUGCGAUUGUGGAUACGUGGAUGAACCGGUAGCGAAUAGCAAGUUGCAAGAUGCAUCACGUGUGUGGACCGAUAUGUGGCAUGUGGAUUUUGCCAAUGGUCAGGCGACCGAAACGAUGAAUGACCUAUUUGUGGCGACGUACAAUAUUGAAGCCAAAUAUGAAGGAACGCAUGAUCGGACAUUCACCAAAGACAAUGUGUACAUGAACCCAUCUGGAGGUGGAUUAGUGGUGGCUGUUAGCAUCAAUGGAGAAACGAUGCAUUGUGGUGGAUUCGGUACACAACGAAACGAUUUCUUAUAUGGUUCAUUCCGUGCCAAUAUCAAGACGACGCCUGUCAAUGGCACAGUAUCAGCCAUGUAUUUGUACAACCCACAAGAGGAAAUUGACAUUGAAAUUCUCAGCUCGGUUGCUCCCCCACAAUCUUAUUUCGCUAUUCAUCCAGGCUUAUUGGAAGAUGGCCAUGCUUCUCACUUGACCCACGAUAAUCAUCAUCUUGGAUAUGACCCAACUGCAGAAUUCCACGAGUAUCGUUUCGAUUGGCUACCCAAUCUUGCCAUUUUCUACAUUGACGGUGUCGAAGCACAGCGAUUGACAACCAACAUUCCUAAACUACCAAGCCGCUUCAUGUUCAACCACUGGUCUGAUGGCAAUCCAAACUUUAGCAUGGGUCCUCCCAAGGAGACAGCUCGAAUGGAGAUUAUGAAUAUCACAGCCUUCUUCAACCAUAGCCAAGUCGAUCCUGCAAAUGGUUUCAACACCGUGGUACCAGCAUCCUGUCAAAAGACACAAAAAGCUUGUAGUGUGAAUGGGAUUGCCGAUUAUCUUGCACAACAAGCAUCCAACACCAGCAGUGCAACCAAGAAUCCACUCACUCAAACUGCCCAAUUUCCAUCCAACGAUGACGAUAAUGCCAUCCCUUCCUCGUUCAGAGAUCCACAAUAUGGCAAAGCAAAUCCAUCCUCUUCAUCGUCGCUAUCAUCAUCCUCAUCAUCCAAUUCGGCUGGGUCUCUCAUUGGUAUCAAUGCAUACACAUCAUCCAUUGCCAUGGCGACCGUUGCUAUCCUUUUCUUCGUUGGCGGGAUGAAUGUAAUGUUUAUAUAG
Molecule: messenger RNA, 1269 nt
Organism: Lichtheimia ornata
Lineage: Eukaryota; Fungi; Mucoromycota; Mucoromycetes; Mucorales; Lichtheimiaceae
Exons: 3
Coding region: 1-1269 (422 amino acids)
Biological process (GO): carbohydrate metabolic process
Molecular function (GO): hydrolase activity, hydrolyzing O-glycosyl compounds
Source: RefSeq, a predicted model, not a curated record